Aspergillus neoniger CBS 115656 is the source of this 1149-nucleotide messenger RNA. RefSeq lists its product as uncharacterized. The transcript is spliced from 2 exons. Bases 1 to 1149 code for a protein of 382 amino acids. The record is from RefSeq and is a predicted model, not a curated record. Lineage: Eukaryota; Fungi; Ascomycota; Eurotiomycetes; Eurotiales; Aspergillaceae. Gene Ontology annotation, molecular function: protein N-terminal-serine acetyltransferase activity; protein-N-terminal-alanine acetyltransferase activity.
AUGCCACUAGCUUACGAGUGCCGAUCUGUUCGGGGCAUUCCUUUCUACUCAACCCAUACAAGACAGGAGGCCCAAUUCUCCAGCAGACACAAACUCUCCAAGAUAGCAUUGCCAUCCAUCCUCCUCACCCAUCACACAAUUCCAGACCCAGCAUCAGCCCUAGAAACCGCCUCUUCCCUCUCCCCCUUCCCCCUCAAAGGCCCAGCCGUAACCCUUGAACCCAUCACCCCGCAACACAUCCCCUCGCUCUUCCGCGGCCUCAACUUCCCCAAAAACAACCCGAUAAUUGACUACAUCGCCAACUUCCACUACAUCCAAACGGAAUCCGACCUCGCCACCCACAUCGCCAGCACACUCUCCAAAAACCCGUCGCUAACCUUCCUCGCCCUGCGCGCAAAUCCCCACGUCCUGAACCCGCCCUUCCCUCCCACCCUAACGCCCACAACGGCCUCAGAUUCCCACACCGCUGUCCUCGGAAUCCUAGGGUACAGAACCCACCCACCCAGCCGCACCAUCCAACUCGACGAUUUCGUCUUCGCGCCAGAACUCCAGCGCACUUAUGCCUCCACCGAAGCGCAUUACCUGCAAUUGGUGCAUCUCUUCGAACACCAGGAUUUCACGUGCGCGCGCGUGUGGCUCAAGUCGCAUGCGAUGAAUGUCCAAUCCCGCGCGCAUACGGAGCGCUUAUGGUAUGUAUUUGAGGGGACGAUACGCAAGGAUAAUGUGAGUCGGUGGGGCACGCCGCGGGAUUCGGAUGUGCUGAGUAUGUUGGAUGACGAGUGGAAGGGUAAUAAGGUCAUGGUGGGGCGGUGGUUGGAUAAGGGGAAUUUUGGGGAGGAUGGGGAGCAGGUCAAGUCUAUGGGUGAGGUGAGGAGGGAGGUGGAGGAGGAGAGGAAGAGAGGAGAAGGUGAAGAGCUUGCUCUAGGGUGGAUGGCGUCCUUGUCUGCCCGCUGCGACGAGGUGUUUGGGACAAAGGGUAUAUCAUAUAUCUUAGCUCCUGUAGCUUCGUUCGAGUUGUCGUGUUUCGGGUCAAGCCAGUUUUGCGCAGUCUUGCUUUGUACAUCUACGUCAAGCCAUUUCACAGCAAUAGAGGUGCACAGUAGCCAAGAAUAUCCGUAUCCGUAUCCGUCAAAUAGAUUUGGCGGGUAA